This is a messenger RNA of Aspergillus novofumigatus IBT 16806, 2314 nucleotides long. Its product is annotated as chaperonin-containing T-complex subunit CCT7. Gene Ontology annotation, biological process: protein folding. The coding region runs from base 124 to 1875 and encodes 583 amino acids. Gene Ontology annotation, molecular function: ATP hydrolysis activity; ATP binding; ATP-dependent protein folding chaperone. The record is from RefSeq and is a predicted model, not a curated record. Gene Ontology annotation, cellular component: chaperonin-containing T-complex. NCBI's taxonomy places the organism in Eukaryota, Fungi, Ascomycota, Eurotiomycetes, Eurotiales, Aspergillaceae. The transcript has 6 exons.
GUCAAUCUUGAGAUUGCUCAGGACACUGACUACCGAUCUUCACGUUUUCUUGAGCCAUCACUACCUUCUUCGCCCCCUUGUCUUUUGCUCUUUUGACGACCACACGUUUUAUUGCCCAGCAAGAUGGCCUUCGCAGGCCAAGCACCCACCAUCAUUGUGCUGAAGGAGGGCACGGAUACCUCUCAGGGAAAGGGCCAGAUUCUUUCGAAUAUCAAUGCCUGUAUCGCAGUGCAAUCUACGAUCAAGAGCACUCUCGGACCGUACGGAGGAGACCUGUUGCUCGUUGACGGCAACGGCAAGCAGACAAUCACCAACGAUGGAGCGACAGUAAUGAAACUUCUGGAUAUCGUCCACCCCGCCGCUCGCAUUCUCACCGAUAUUGCGCGAUCCCAAGACGCCGAAGUUGGCGACGGAACAACAUCGGUCGUCGUCUUGGCUGGCGAGAUUCUAAAAGAAGUCCGGGACCUUGUGGAGCAAGGCGUCAGUUCACAGACCAUCAUCAAGGGUCUACGGAAAGCGAGCGCUGUGGCCGUCAACAAGGUGAAGGAGAUUGCCGUGGAUAUCCUCGAUACGGCGGGCAGCGAGGAGAAGAAGUACGAGACGCUGCGGAGGCUCGCUGGUACGGCGAUGAACAGCAAGCUGAUCAAGCGUAAUUCGGAGUUUUUCACCAAGAUGGUCGUGGAUGCCGUGCUGUCGCUUGACCAGGACGAUCUGAACGAGAAGUUGAUCGGUGUCAAGAAGGUUACCGGUGGUGGCCUUCAGGAGUCCCUCUUCGUCAACGGUGUGGCUUUCAAGAAGACCUUCUCCUACGCCGGUUUCGAGCAGCAGCCCAAGUCGUUCAAGAACCCCAAGAUCGUGUGCUUGAACGUGGAGCUCGAGUUGAAGAGUGAGAAGGACAACGCGGAGGUCCGAGUUGAGCAGGUUUCCGAGUAUCAGGCCAUCGUCGAUGCCGAGUGGCAGAUCAUCUUCAACAAGCUCGAGGCCAUCUACAAGACCGGCGCCAAGGUUGUUCUCAGCAAACUGCCUAUUGGUGAUUUGGCCACGCAGUACUUCGCUGAUCGGGACAUCUUCUGUGCGGGUCGUGUUUCUGCGGACGAUAUGGACCGGGUGUGCCAGGCAACCGGUGCGGCGACGCAGUCGACAUGCAGCGAUAUCCAGGACCGUCAUCUGGGUACCUGCGGCUCUUUCGAAGAGCGCCAAAUUGGUGGCGAGCGUUACAACAUCUUUUCCGAGUGCCCCGGUGCCAAGACCUGCACGCUCGUGCUGCGUGGAGGAGCCGAGCAGUUCAUUGCGGAAGUCGAACGGAGUCUGCACGAUGCCAUCAUGAUUGUGAAGCGUGCUCUCCGCCACACAACCAUCGUUGCCGGUGGUGGUGCCUGCGAGAUGGCGGUGUCGUAUUACCUGCAUGACUUCGCCCAGAACGAUCCCUCCAAGCAGCAGGCCGUCAUCCGGGCGUUUGCCAAGGCACUGGAAGUGAUUCCCCGUCAACUCUGCGACAACGCUGGUUUCGAUGCCACCGACAUUCUGAACCGACUGCGUGUGGAGCACCGCAAGGAGAAUACCUGGGCUGGUGUGGACUUUGACAACGAGGGUGUUCGGGACAACAUGGCCGCCUUUGUGUGGGAACCCAGUCUGGUCAAGGUCAACGCUAUCCAGGCCGCUGUCGAAGCCGCCUGCUUGAUCCUUAGUGUAGACGAGACAAUAAAGAACGAAGAAUCUCAGCAGCCACAGGCGCCGGGGCGCGGUCUUCCCCCGGAGCUGCCCAGCGCGCCCUUGGAGCAGGACGUGGACGCGGCAUGCCCAGAGGGGGCCGGUGAAACAACAAUGACUCGAGGUGACCUCUACGACAAUGGUAGACAGCCCUGGAAAAUGUGAUUUAUGUGGAUAGUGGUUGUGUGGUUAUGUAUGGAGGAUGCUGAAGCUAUGGACGUGCUAGAACUUAGCUAUUACAGUAUUUUUCUUACAAUUGGACGUCAAAUUCAACCAAAUGAUAAAGCAACGGGCAGAUCUGACAUGAAUCAUUGUUCCGUGAAUCGCUGUGGGCACGCAUCUUUAUAUUCCACUCUGCAACCAACCCAUACGAUAGAGAUAUCAUAAGGCUGAAAUUCAUGGAGGCUAACCCUUCGGCCUGUCCGAGUCGGGGAAGAUCAUGGUUCAUGGAUUCGCCAGUCUAAGAUGUAGCGUUAGAAGGGAUAGUCUGUCCAACCCUUGAUUUAACAAAUUCUGGACACUCGGAUUUAAUUAAAUAUUAAAUAACGAUAUGAGGAUAUGCAUGACAAAUUGCUGGUGGACGGGGCUGGCUGAGCGCUAAGCC